Molecule: messenger RNA, 1172 nt
Organism: Chenopodium quinoa (quinoa)
Lineage: Eukaryota; Viridiplantae; Streptophyta; Magnoliopsida; Caryophyllales; Amaranthaceae
Product: acid phosphatase 1-like
Exons: 4
Coding region: 185-1000 (271 amino acids)
Molecular function (GO): acid phosphatase activity
Source: RefSeq, a predicted model, not a curated record
UUUACUUGUCUCAAUUCCUCUAUCAUGUAUGUCCUUUAGAUGUCUACUUAUUAAUUAUAAAUAAAUAAUACAUACCCAUCUCAAAUCCUCUGCACUCUCAUAAAAUUAUCUCAUCCAACAAUUCACAUACUUUCGUAUGUAAUUAUUAAUUAAGCAUUAACUAUUAUAUUUUUUUAUAGAAGCAAUGGCAAAAUGGAAGAGGGAGGUUUUAGUGAUGAUAUUGUUCUUAUUGAUCUCGACGACAAUUGCCAAGGAAGUGACAAAGGCGAAAGGAGUGAGGCAUAGAAAGCGGCAUUCAGCGACAGUAGCCCAAGCAACAAUAAACGGGACAAGUAGUAAUAGUAGUGAAGCCUACUGCCUAAGCUGGAGGAUGGCCGUCGAAGCUAACAACAUGAGAGGCUGGCGAACCAUCCCUACUCAGUGUUGGCGCCAUGUCCAAGGCUACAUGGUGGGAGGCCAAUAUUACCGCGAUAUUAGCUUGAUUAUUGAUCAAAUUUAUGCUUAUUUGGAUGGUGUUACUCCCCUUGGUGAUGCCUUAGAUGCUUGGAUCUUUGAUGUCGAUGACACUUGCCUCUCCAACCUCUUUUACUAUCGCGCCAAGCGCUUUGGGUGUGAUCCAUAUAACCCAACGGAGUUUAAAACUUGGGCUUCUAAAGGAGAGAGUCCAGCCAUUCCUGCCGUGUUGGAUUUGUUUAACAAAUUGAUUGAAGUUGGAUUUAAGGUGAUCUUAUUGACAGGGAGAGAUGAAGAGACCCUUGGCGAAGCUACUGUUGAUAAUUUACUAAAUCAAGGUUUUGUUGGCUAUGAACGCCUCAUAAUGAGGUCGCCGGAGUAUAGAGGACAGAGUGCAGUCAUGUACAAGUCUGAGAUUCGCCGGCAAAUAAUGGAGCUAGGGUAUAGGAUUUGGGGAAAUGUAGGAGACCAAUGGAGUGAUCUUCAAGGCAAUUUUAGUGGUGAUCGAACAUUCAAAUUUCCCAAUCCAAUGUACUUCGUUCCCUAAUUAAUUUUAGGAGUGGUUAAGUGUGUAUGUGGCUCUAAAGUUUAGAGAGCCAUGUUUGGUGCUAAUUUCCUAUAUGUAUGUAAAUUUGUGAAUGGAGGGGAGAUUGUAAACAUUCAAAAUGUAACUAUUUAAAAGCUCAAUUUGAACGGAGAAUUGCAAACGUGAAUAAUUU